AUGCCCUCCGACUACCGUCCCAUCCGCCACUCCGACGACGACGAGGCAGAUGCCGGCGAGGCCACCCGCUUUAUCGGGUCCGAGACGUCGUCCGAAGGAGGCCAGCCGCGUGACCGUCUCUCUGAAAAGCAUCCCUCAUCGACGUCGCCCGGCGCCGCCCGCUGGAAGCGAGCCUGCGUCGUCGUCGCCGUCUUGGGCCUGACCAACGUCGCCUCGCUCGUCGCCGGGGCCCUCGCCGGGCGCUUUUCGGCGUACGCGCCGCGCCGCCUCGACGCCCAGUGCGCCGCGCACACCACGCAGUACUCGCCCGUCCUGGACGACGUGCGCAUCCAGUACGCGCCGGUGCGGUUCAACGGCUCGUUUCUGGCGGAGAGCGUGUACCGCCGGCCGGGCGCGCCCGAGGUCGACGCCGCCUGGGCCGCGCUGGGCGUCGACUACCGCGCGGGCGUGAUCCCCGCGGCCGCCGGCCCGCGCAGCGGCCUGUCGCCGGACGCGCACGUGCAGCGGGCCGGCCGCUACGGCGGCGGCUACGUGGUCAACGUCGAGGGCAUGCACCACCUGCACUGCCUCAACCUCGUGCGCCAGGCCCUGUGGUACAACUACGACUACUACCGGGGCCUCGGCCGCCACGCCUUCCGCAACGACGACGCCAUCCUCGCCAAGCACGUCAGCCACUGCGUCGACAUUUUGAGGCAGGUGCUCAUGUGCAACGUCGACACGGGCGUGCUGGGCCAGGUCUGGUACGCCGACGCGGCCGGCGCGCCCGCCGCGUUCCCCGACUUCCACACCACCCACACGUGCAAAAACUACGACGCCGUGCGCCAGUGGGCCGAGCAGCUGCAGGCGCCGCCCAGCGACGCGCUGCCGCCCGACUACCUGCAGCCGGCCCGGCCGGGGUUCAUUCUGCCGUCGACGCCCUAG
Messenger RNA from Sporothrix brasiliensis 5110, 921 nucleotides. RefSeq lists its product as uncharacterized. Gene Ontology annotation, biological process: mycotoxin biosynthetic process. The record is from RefSeq and is a predicted model, not a curated record. The transcript has a single exon. Bases 1 to 921 code for a protein of 306 amino acids. NCBI's taxonomy places the organism in Eukaryota, Fungi, Ascomycota, Sordariomycetes, Ophiostomatales, Ophiostomataceae.